This is a messenger RNA of Closterium sp. Naga37s-1, 38786 nucleotides long. NCBI's taxonomy places the organism in Eukaryota, Viridiplantae, Streptophyta, Zygnematophyceae, Desmidiales, Closteriaceae. The record is from the annotation of a GenBank genome assembly.
AUGAUCGUACCACGACAAUCCCGUGCCCCGACCGGUACACACCCCUUGCCCGGGUCCCCCCUUCAUAGUCACACCCCCUGCCCCCUCAUGCCAUCCGCUCCCCCCGCCCCUACCCUCCGCGUGCCCGCUCCCCUCGCCGCCUCUUUUGACCCUCCCUGCCCCCCUCGCCGUUACCCACCGCUCGCCAUUCGCUCCUCCCCGCCCGUGCCCUCCCCUCGUUUACCUUCGCCUCCCCCCUCCCCUCCUCUGCUGCACGCCUCUUCCUUCCCCUCGCUAACCCACUCCACUCCCUGCCCCUCCUCAAUCCGCACCCUGCCCCUCCCCCUGCCCGUUGCUGCCCCUCCCCUUGCCCCCUCAACUCCCCUGCCCCCCGUACACCCCACUCCCGUCCAACCGCCCCCACCCUCCCCCGGCUGCCCGUUUCCGCUCUCCACCCCCGCGACCGUUCACACCCCCUGCCCCCUCAUGCCAUCCGCUCCCCCCGCCCCUACCCUCCGCGUGCCCGCUCCCUCGCCGCCUCUUUUGACCCUCCCUGCCCCCCUCGCCGUUACCCACCGCUCGCCAUUCGCUCCUCCCCGCCCGUGCCCUCCCCUCGUUUACCUUCGCCUCCCCCCUCCCUCCUCUGCUGCACGCCUCUUCCUUCCCCUCGCUAACCCACUCCACUCCCUGCCCCUCCUCAAUCCGCACCCUGCCCCUCCUUCUCCCCUCCCUGCCUCUCCCUCCUCCCCGCCCUGCCCCUCAUUUUCCGCCCCCCCACGCCCGGUUUCUCCCCUCCCUGCACCUCCCUUUCUUUCUCCGUGCCUCUCCUUUGCUCCCUCCCUGCCCCCGCCUGCCCAUGCCCCUGUCUUUGGUUUCUCCCCUCCCUGCCCCACGUUUCUUCCCUCCCUGAGAUCACCUUGUACCCCCUCUGCCCCUCCCUUGUUCUCCCCGCACCCAUUGCUUCUCCCCUCCCUGCCCUUGAUUUCCCGCACCCCUGCCCUUGUUUCCUACCAUCCAUGCCCCUCGUUUCCCCUCUUUGUACGUUCACCCUCUUCCCUCCCUGCCCCUCCCUUCCUCCCCCCUGCCCUUUGCUUUCCCCUCGUUACGCUCCCUUCUCCCCAUCCCUGCUGCCCUCUUACCACCAUCAGCCCGUCCCCACCACCAGCCCCCCUCCCACCCUUCUCCCCCCCCCCCCUCUCCCUCUCUCUCUCUCUCUCUCUCUCUCUUUCUCUCGCACACACACACACACACACACUCCCCUCCCCCACCCCCCACCCACAUCCUCCCGUUCUGCCCCUCCCUGCCCCUGUUCCACCCCCUCGCACGCCCCUCACCUCUCACCUCCGUUCAACUGGAUUCCCCCCCUCUGGUGCAUCCCUUGCAUCGCUCGCCCCUCUGCUCACCCUCUGCCCGCCCCUUUUCCUUGCCCUCAGCUGGCCCAGCCCCUGCCCGUUGCUGCCCCUCCCCUUGCCCCCUCAACUCCCCUGCCCCCCGUACACCCCACUCCCGUCCAACCGCCCCCACCCUCCCCCGGCUGCCCGUUUCCGCUCUCCACCCCCGCGACCGUGUGCGGCUUCCAACCGCCCAACGGUGUCACACCCCCUGCCCCCUCAUGCCAUCCGCUCCCCCCGCCCCUACCCUCCGCGUGCCCGCUCCCUCGCCGCCUCUUUUGACCCUCCCUGCCCCCCUCGCCGUUACCCACCGCUCGCCAUUCGCUCCUCCCCGCCCGUGCCCUCCCCUCGUUUACCUUCGCCUCCCCCCUCCCCUCCUCUGCUGCACGCCUCUUCCUUCCCCUCGCUAACCCACUCCACUCCCUGCCCCUCCUCAAUCCGCACCCUGCCCCUCGUUUCUCGCCCCCCUACGCUUGGUUUCUCCCCUCCCUGCCCCUCGCCGCCUUUCUCCGCUCCCCACCUCCCCCCUCUCCCUGCCCCCCCACUCUCCUCCACUUGCCCUUGGCUUCCCACCUCCCUGCCCCACCUUUCCCCCCUCCGUGUGCUCAGCUUCUCCCCUCCCUGCCUCUCCCUCCUCCCCGCCCUGCCCCUCAUUUUCCGCCCCCCCACGCCCGGUUUCUCCCCUCCCUGCACCUCCCUUUCUUUCUCCGUGCCUCUCCUUUGCUCCCUCCCUGCCCCCGCCUGCCCAUGCCCCUGUCUUUGGUUUCUCCCCUCCCUGCCCCACGUUUCUUCCCUCCCUGAGAUCACCUUGUACCCCCUCUGCCCCUCCCUUGUUCUCCCCGCACCCAUUGCUUCUCCCCUCCCUGCCCUUGAUUUCCCGCACCCCUGCCCUUGUUUCCUACCAUCCAUGCCCCUCGUUUCCCCUCUUUGUACGUUCACCCUCUUCCCUCCCUGCCCCUCCCUUCCUCCCCCCCUGCCCUUUGCUUUCCCCUCGUUACGCUCCCUUCUCCCCAUCCCUGCUGCCCUCUUACCACCAUCAGCCCGUCCCCACCACCAGCCCCCCUCCCACCCUUCUCCCCCCCCCCCCUCUCCCUCUCUCUCUCUCUCUCUCUCUCUUUCUCUCGCACACACACACACACACACACUCCCCUCCCCCACCCCCCACCCACAUCCUCCCGUUCUGCCCCUCCCUGCCCCUGUUCCACCCCCUCGCACGCCCCUCACCUCUCACCUCCGUUCAACUGGAUUCCCCCCCUCUGGUGCAUCCCUUGCAUCGCUCGCCCCUCUGCUCACCCUCUGCCCGCCCCUUUUCCUUGCCCUCAGCUGGCCCAGCCCCUGCCCGUUGCUGCCCCUCCCCUUGCCCCCUCAACUCCCCUGCCCCCCGUACACCCCACUCCCGUCCAACCGCCCCCACCCUCCCCCGGCUGCCCGUUUCCGCUCUCCACCCCCGCGACCGUGUGCGGCUUCCAACCGCCCAACGGUGUCACACCCCCUGCCCCCUCAUGCCAUCCGCUCCCCCCGCCCCUACCCUCCGCGUGCCCGCUCCCUCGCCGCCUCUUUUGACCCUCCCUGCCCCCCUCGCCGUUACCCACCGCUCGCCAUUCGCUCCUCCCCGCCCGUGCCCUCCCCUCGUUUACCUUCGCCUCCCCCCUCCCCUCCUCUGCUGCACGCCUCUUCCUUCCCCUCGCUAACCCACUCCACUCCCUGCCCCUCCUCAAUCCGCACCCUGCCCCUCGUUUCUCGCCCCCCUACGCUUGGUUUCUCCCCUCCCUGCCCCUCGCCGCCUUUCUCCGCUCCCCACCUCCCCCCUCUCCCUGCCCCCCCACUCUCCUCCACUUGCCCUUGGCUUCCCACCUCCCUGCCCCACCUUUCCCCCCUCCGUGUGCUCAGCUUCUCCCCUCCCUGCCUCUCCCUCCUCCCCGCCCUGCCCCUCAUUUUCCGCCCCCCCACGCCCGGUUUCUCCCCUCCCUGCACCUCCCUUUCUUUCUCCGUGCCUCUCCUUUGCUCCCUCCCUGCCCCCGCCUGCCCAUGCCCCUGUCUUUGGUUUCUCCCCUCCCUGCCCCACGUUUCUUCCCUCCCUGAGAUCACCUUGUACCCCUCUGCCCCUCCCUUGUUCUCCCCGCACCCAUUGCUUCUCCCCUCCCUGCCCUUGAUUUCCCGCACCCCUGCCCUUGUUUCCUACCAUCCAUGCCCCUCGUUUCCCCUCUUUGUACGUUCACCCUCUUCCCUCCCUGCCCCUCCCUUCCUCCCCCCCUGCCCUUUGCUUUCCCCUCGUUACGCUCCCUUCUCCCCAUCCCUGCUGCCCUCUUACCACCAUCAGCCCGUCCCCACCACCAGCCCCCCUCCCACCCUUCUCCCCCCCCCCCCUCUCCCUCUCUCUCUCUCUCUCUCUCUCUUUCUCUCGCACACACACACACACACACACUCCCCUCCCCCACCCCCCACCCACAUCCUCCCGUUCUGCCCCUCCCUGCCCCUGUUCCACCCCCUCGCACGCCCCUCACCUCUCACCUCCGUUCAACUGGAUUCCCCCCCUCUGUCACACCCCCUGCCCCCUCAUGCCAUCCGCUCCCCCCGCCCCUACCCUCCGCGUGCCCGCUCCCUCGCCGCCUCUUUUGACCCUCCCUGCCCCCCUCGCCGUUACCCACCGCUCGCCAUUCGCUCCUCCCCGCCCGUGCCCUCCCCUCGUUUACCUUCGCCUCCCCCCUCCCCUCCUCUGCUGCACGCCUCUUCCUUCCCCUCGCUAACCCACUCCACUCCCUGCCCCUCCUCAAUCCGCACCCUGCCCCUCGUUUCUCGCCCCCCUAUGCUUGGUUUCUCCCCCCCUGCCCUUUGCUUUCCCCUCGUUACGCUCCCUUCUCCCCAUCCCUGCUGCCCUCUUACCACCAUCAGCCCCCCCUGCCCGUUGCUGCCCCUCCCCUUGCCCCCUCAACUCCCCUGCCCCCCGUACACCCCACUCCCGUCCAACCGCCCCCACCCUCCCCCGGCUGCCCGUUUCCGCUCUCCACCCCCGCGACCGUGUGCGGCUUCCAACCGCCCAACGGUGUCACACCCCCUGCCCCCUCAUGCCAUCCGCUCCCCCCGCCCCUACCCUCCGCGUGCCCGCUCCCUCGCCGCCUCUUUUGACCCUCCCUGCCCCCCUCGCCGUUACCCACCGCUCGCCAUUCGCUCCUCCCCGCCCGUGCCCUCCCCUCGUUUACCUUCGCCUCCCCCCUCCCCUCCUCUGCUGCACGCCUCUUCCUUCCCCUCGCUAACCCACUCCACUCCCUGCCCCUCCUCAAUCCGCACCCUGCCCCUCCCCCUGCCCGUUGCUGCCCCUCCCCUUGCCCCCUCAACUCCCCUGCCCCCCGUACACCCCACUCCCGUCCAACCGCCCCCACCCUCCCCCCGGCUGCCCGUUUCCGCUCUCCACCCCCGCGACCGUUCACACCCCCUGCCCCCUCAUGCCAUCCGCUCCCCCCGCCCCUACCCUCCGCGUGCCCGCUCCCUCGCCGCCUCUUUUGACCCUCCCUGCCCCCCUCGCCGUUACCCACCGCUCGCCAUUCGCUCCUCCCCGCCCGUGCCCUCCCCUCGUUUACCUUCGCCUCCCCCCUCCCCUCCUCUGCUGCACGCCUCUUCCUUCCCCUCGCUAACCCACUCCACUCCCUGCCCCUCCUCAAUCCGCACCCUGCCCCUCGUUUCUCGCCCCCCUACGCUUGGUUUCUCCCCUCCCUGCCCCUCGCCGCCUUUCUCCGCUCCCCACCUCCCCCCUCUCCCUGCCCCCCCACUCUCCUCCACUUGCCCUUGGCUUCCCACCUCCCUGCCCCACCUUUCCCCCUCCGUGUGCUCAGCUUCUCCCCUCCCUGCCUCUCCCUCCUCCCCGCCCUGCCCCUCAUUUUCCGCCCCCCCACGCCCGGUUUCUCCCCUCCCUGCACCUCCCUUUCUUUCUCCGUGCCUCUCCUUUGCUCCCUCCCUGCCCCCGCCUGCCCAUGCCCCUGUCUUUGGUUUCUCCCCUCCCUGCCCCACGUUUCUUCCCUCCCUGAGAUCACCUUGUACCCCCUCUGCCCCUCCCUUGUUCUCCCCGCACCCAUUGCUUCUCCCCUCCCUGCCCUUGAUUUCCCGCACCCCUGCCCUUGUUUCCUACCAUCCAUGCCCCUCGUUUCCCCUCUUUGUACGUUCACCCUCUUCCCUCCCUGCCCCUCCCUUCCUCCCCCCCUGCCCUUUGCUUUCCCCUCGUUACGCUCCCUUCUCCCCAUCCCUGCUGCCCUCUUACCACCAUCAGCCCCCCCUGCCCGUUGCUGCCCCUCCCCUUGCCCCCUCAACUCCCCUGCCCCCCGUACACCCCACUCCCGUCCAACCGCCCCCACCCUCCCCCGGCUGCCCGUUUCCGCUCUCCACCCCCGCGACCGUUCACACCCCCUGCCCCCUCAUGCCAUCCGCUCCCCCCCGCCCCUACCCUCCGCGUGCCCGCUCCCUCGCCGCCUCUUUUGACCCUCCCUGCCCCCCUCGCCGUUACCCACCGCUCGCCAUUCGCUCCUCCCCGCCCGUGCCCUCCCCUCGUUUACCUUCGCCUCCCCCCUCCCCUCCUCUGCUGCACGCCUCUUCCUUCCCCUCGCUAACCCACUCCACUCCCUGCCCCUCCUCAAUCCGCACCCUGCCCCUCGUUUCUCGCCCCCCUACGCUUGGUUUCUCCCCUCCCUGCCCCUCGCCGCCUUUCUCCGCUCCCCACCUCCCCCCUCUCCCUGCCCCCCCACUCUCCUCCACUUGCCCUUGGCUUCCCACCUCCCUGCCCCACCUUUCCCCCCUCCGUGUGCUCAGCUUCUCCCCUCCCUGCCUCUCCCUCCUCCCCGCCCUGCCCCUCAUUUUCCGCCCCCCCACGCCCGGUUUCUCCCCUCCCUGCACCUCCCUUUCUUUCUCCGUGCCUCUCCUUUGCUCCCUCCCUGCCCCCGCCUGCCCAUGCCCCUGUCUUUGGUUUCUCCCCUCCCUGCCCCACGUUUCUUCCCUCCCUGAGAUCACCUUGUACCCCCUCUGCCCCUCCCUUGUUCUCCCCGCACCCAUUGCUUCUCCCCUCCCUGCCCUUGAUUUCCCGCACCCCUGCCCUUGUUUCCUACCAUCCAUGCCCCUCGUUUCCCCUCUUUGUACGUUCACCCUCUUCCCUCCCUGCCCCUCCCUUCCUCCCCCCCUGCCCUUUGCUUUCCCCUCGUUACGCUCCCUUCUCCCCAUCCCUGCUGCCCUCUUACCACCAUCAGCCCCCCCUGCCCGUUGCUGCCCCUCCCCUUGCCCCCUCAACUCCCCUGCCCCCCGUACACCCCACUCCCGUCCAACCGCCCCCACCCUCCCCCGGCUGCCCGUUUCCGCUCUCCACCCCCGCGACCGUGUGCGGCUUCCAACCGCCCAACGGUGUCACACCCCCUGCCCCCUCAUGCCAUCCGCUCCCCCCGCCCCUACCCUCCGCGUGCCCGCUCCCUCGCCGCCUCUUUUGACCCUCCCUGCCCCCCUCGCCGUUACCCACCGCUCGCCAUUUCGCUCCUCCCCGCCCGUGCCCUCCCCUCGUUUACCUUCGCCUCCCCCCUCCCCUCCUCUGCUGCACGCCUCUUCCUUCCCCUCGCUAACCCACUCCACUCCCUGCCCCUCCUCAAUCCGCACCCUGCCCCUCGUUUCUCGCCCCCCUACGCUUGGUUUCUCCCCUCCCUGCCCCUCGCCGCCUUUCUCCGCUCCCCACCUCCCCCCUCUCCCUGCCCCCCCACUCUCCUCCACUUGCCCUUGGCUUCCCACCUCCCUGCCCCACCUUUCCCCCCUCCGUGUGCUCAGCUUCUCCCCUCCCUGCCUCUCCCUCCUCCCCGCCCUGCCCCUCAUUUUCCGCCCCCCCACGCCCGGUUUCUCCCCUCCCUGCACCUCCCUUUCUUUCUCCGUGCCUCUCCUUUGCUCCCUCCCUGCCCCCGCCUGCCCAUGCCCCUGUCUUUGGUUUCUCCCCUCCCUGCCCCACGUUUCUUCCCUCCCUGAGAUCACCUUGUACCCCCUCUGCCCCUCCCUUGUUCUCCCCGCACCCAUUGCUUCUCCCCUCCCUGCCCUUGAUUUCCCGCACCCCUGCCCUUGUUUCCUACCAUCCAUGCCCCUCGUUUCCCCUCUUUGUACGUUCACCCUCUUCCCUCCCUGCCCCUCCCUUCCUCCCCCCCUGCCCUUUGCUUUCCCCUCCCCCUGCCCGUUGCUGCCCCUCCCCUUGCCCCCUCAACUCCCCUGCCCCCCGUACACCCCACUCCCGUCCAACCGCCCCCACCCUCCCCCGGCUGCCCGUUUCCGCUCUCCACCCCCGCGACCGUGUGCGGCUUCCAACCGCCCAACGGUGUCACACCCCCUGCCCCCUCAUGCCAUCCGCUCCCCCCGCCCCUACCCUCCGCGUGCCCGCUCCCUCGCCGCCUCUUUUGACCCUCCCUGCCCCCCUCGCCGUUACCCACCGCUCGCCAUUCGCUCCUCCCCGCCCGUGCCCUCCCCUCGUUUACCUUCGCCUCCCCCCUCCCCUCCUCUGCUGCACGCCUCUUCCUUCCCCUCGCUAACCCACUCCACUCCCUGCCCCUCCUCAAUCCGCACCCUGCCCCUCGUUUCUCGCCCCCCUAUGCUUGGUUUCUCCCCCCCUGCCCUUUGCUUUCCCCUCGUUACGCUCCCUUCUCCCCAUCCCUGCUGCCCUCUUACCACCAUCAGCCCCCCCUGCCCGUUGCUGCCCCUCCCCUUGCCCCCUCAACUCCCCUGCCCCCCGUACACCCCACUCCCGUCCAACCGCCCCCACCCUCCCCCGGCUGCCCGUUUCCGCUCUCCACCCCCGCGACCGUGUGCGGCUUCCAACCGCCCAACGGUGUCACACCCCCUGCCCCCUCAUGCCAUCCGCUCCCCCCGCCCCUACCCUCCGCGUGCCCGCUCCCUCGCCGCCUCUUUUGACCCUCCCUGCCCCCCUCGCCGUUACCCACCGCUCGCCAUUCGCUCCUCCCCGCCCGUGCCCUCCCCUCGUUUACCUUCGCCUCCCCCCUCCCCUCCUCUGCUGCACGCCUCUUCCUUCCCCUCGCUAACCCACUCCACUCCCUGCCCCUCCUCAAUCCGCACCCUGCCCCUCGUUUCUCGCCCCCCUACGCUUGGUUUCUCCCCUCCCUGCCCCUCGCCGCCUUUCUCCGCUCCCCACCUCCCCCCUCUCCCUGCCCCCCCACUCUCCUCCACUUGCCCUUGGCUUCCCACCUCCCUGCCCCACCUUUCCCCCCUCCGUGUGCUCAGCUUCUCCCCUCCCUGCCUCUCCCUCCUCCCCGCCCUGCCCCUCAUUUUCCGCCCCCCCACGCCCGGUUUCUCCCCUCCCUGCACCUCCCUUUCUUUCUCCGUGCCUCUCCUUUGCUCCCUCCCUGCCCCCGCCUGCCCAUGCCCCUGUCUUUGGUUUCUCCCCUCCCUGCCCCACGUUUCUUCCCUCCCUGAGAUCACCUUGUACCCCCUCUGCCCCUCCCUUGUUCUCCCCGCACCCAUUGCUUCUCCCCUCCCUGCCCUUGAUUUCCCGCACCCCUGCCCUUGUUUCCUACCAUCCAUGCCCCUCGUUUCCCCUCUUUGUACGUUCACCCUCUUCCCUCCCUGCCCCUCCCUUCCUCCCCCCCUGCCCUUUGCUUUCCCCUCGUUACGCUCCCUUCUCCCCAUCCCUGCUGCCCUCUUACCACCAUCAGCCCGUCCCCACCACCAGCCCCCCUCCCACCCUUCUCCCCCCCCCCCCUCUCCCUCUCUCUCUCUCUCUCUCUCUCUUUCUCUCGCACACACACACACACACACACUCCCCUCCCCCACCCCCCACCCACAUCCUCCCGUUCUGCCCCUCCCUGCCCCUGUUCCACCCCCUCGCACGCCCCUCACCUCUCACCUCCGUUCAACUGGAUUCCCCCCCUCUGGUGCAUCCCUUGCAUCGCUCGCCCCUCUGCUCACCCUCUGCCCGCCCCUUUUCCUUGCCCUCAGCUGGCCCAGCCCCUGCCCGUUGCUGCCCCUCCCCUUGCCCCCUCAACUCCCCUGCCCCCCGUACACCCCACUCCCGUCCAACCGCCCCCACCCUCCCCCGGCUGCCCGUUUCCGCUCUCCACCCCCGCGACCGUGUGCGGCUUCCAACCGCCCAACGGUGUCACACCCCCUGCCCCCUCAUGCCAUCCGCUCCCCCCGCCCCUACCCUCCGCGUGCCCGCUCCCUCGCCGCCUCUUUUGACCCUCCCUGCCCCCCUCGCCGUUACCCACCGCUCGCCAUUCGCUCCUCCCCGCCCGUGCCCUCCCCUCGUUUACCUUCGCCUCCCCCCUCCCCUCCUCUGCUGCACGCCUCUUCCUUCCCCUCGCUAACCCACUCCACUCCCUGCCCCUCCUCAAUCCGCACCCUGCCCCUCGUUUCUCGCCCCCCUAUGCUUGGUUUCUCCCCCCCUGCCCUUUGCUUUCCCCUCGUUACGCUCCCUUCUCCCCAUCCCUGCUGCCCUCUUACCACCAUCAGCCCCCCCUGCCCGUUGCUGCCCCUCCCCUUGCCCCCUCAACUCCCCUGCCCCCCGUACACCCCACUCCCGUCCAACCGCCCCCACCCUCCCCCGGCUGCCCGUUUCCGCUCUCCACCCCCGCGACCGUGUGCGGCUUCCAACCGCCCAACGGUGUCACACCCCCUGCCCCCUCAUGCCAUCCGCUCCCCCCGCCCCUACCCUCCGCGUGCCCGCUCCCUCGCCGCCUCUUUUGACCCUCCCUGCCCCCCUCGCCGUUACCCACCGCUCGCCAUUCGCUCCUCCCCGCCCGUGCCCUCCCCUCGUUUACCUUCGCCUCCCCCCUCCCCUCCUCUGCUGCACGCCUCUUCCUUCCCCUCGCUAACCCACUCCACUCCCUGCCCCUCCUCAAUCCGCACCCUGCCCCUCGUUUCUCGCCCCCCUACGCUUGGUUUCUCCCCUCCCUGCCCCUCGCCGCCUUUCUCCGCUCCCCACCUCCCCCCUCUCCCUGCCCCCCCACUCUCCUCCACUUGCCCUUGGCUUCCCACCUCCCUGCCCCACCUUUCCCCCCUCCGUGUGCUCAGCUUCUCCCCUCCCUGCCUCUCCCUCCUCCCCGCCCUGCCCCUCAUUUUCCGCCCCCCCACGCCCGGUUUCUCCCCUCCCUGCACCUCCCUUUCUUUCUCCGUGCCUCUCCUUUGCUCCCUCCCUGCCCCCGCCUGCCCAUGCCCCUGUCUUUGGUUUCUCCCCUCCCUGCCCCACGUUUCUUCCCUCCCUGAGAUCACCUUGUACCCCCUCUGCCCCUCCCUUGUUCUCCCCGCACCCAUUGCUUCUCCCCUCCCUGCCCUUGAUUUCCCGCACCCCUGCCCUUGUUUCCUACCAUCCAUGCCCCUCGUUUCCCCUCUUUGUACGUUCACCCUCUUCCCUCCCUGCCCCUCCCUUCCUCCCCCCCUGCCCUUUGCUUUCCCCUCGUUACGCUCCCUUCUCCCCAUCCCUGCUGCCCUCUUACCACCAUCAGCCCGUCCCCACCACCAGCCCCCCUCCCACCCUUCUCCCCCCCCCCCUCUCCCUCUCUCUCUCUCUCUCUCUCUCUUUCUCUCGCACACACACACACACACACACACUCCCCUCCCCCACCCCCCACCCACAUCCUCCCGUUCUGCCCCUCCCUGCCCCUGUUCCACCCCCUCGCACGCCCCUCACCUCUCACCUCCGUUCAACUGGAUUCCCCCCCUCUGGUGCAUCCCUUGCAUCGCUCGCCCCUCUGCUCACCCUCUGCCCGCCCCUUUUCCUUGCCCUCAGCUGGCCCAGCCCCUGCCCGUUGCUGCCCCUCCCCUUGCCCCCUCAACUCCCCUGCCCCCCGUACACCCCACUCCCGUCCAACCGCCCCCACCCUCCCCCGGCUGCCCGUUUCCGCUCUCCACCCCCCGCGACCGUUCACACCCCCUGCCCCCUCAUGCCAUCCGCUCCCCCCGCCCCUACCCUCCGCGUGCCCGCUCCCUCGCCGCCUCUUUUGACCCUCCCUGCCCCCCUCGCCGUUACCCACCGCUCGCCAUUCGCUCCUCCCCGCCCGUGCCCUCCCCUCGUUUACCUUCGCCUCCCCCCUCCCCUCCUCUGCUGCACGCCUCUUCCUUCCCCUCGCUAACCCACUCCACUCCCUGCCCCUCCUCAAUCCGCACCCUGCCCCUCGUUUCUCGCCCCCCUACGCUUGGUUUCUCCCCUCCCUGCCCCUCGCCGCCUUUCUCCGCUCCCCACCUCCCCCCUCUCCCUGCCCCCCCACUCUCCUCCACUUGCCCUUGGCUUCCCACCUCCCUGCCCCACCUUUCCCCCCUCCGUGUGCUCAGCUUCUCCCCUCCCUGCCUCUCCCUCCUCCCCGCCCUGCCCCUCAUUUUCCGCCCCCCCACGCCCGGUUUCUCCCCUCCCUGCACCUCCCUUUCUUUCUCCGUGCCUCUCCUUUGCUCCCUCCCUGCCCCCGCCUGCCCAUGCCCCUGUCUUUGGUUUCUCCCCUCCCUGCCCCACGUUUCUUCCCUCCCUGAGAUCACCUUGUACCCCCUCUGCCCCUCCCUUGUUCUCCCCGCACCCAUUGCUUCUCCCCUCCCUGCCCUUGAUUUCCCGCACCCCUGCCCUUGUUUCCUACCAUCCAUGCCCCUCGUUUCCCCUCUUUGUACGUUCACCCUCUUCCCUCCCUGCCCCUCCCUUCCUCCCCCCCUGCCCUUUGCUUUCCCCUCGUUACGCUCCCUUCUCCCCAUCCCUGCUGCCCUCUUACCACCAUCAGCCCGUCCCCACCACCAGCCCCCCUCCCACCCUUCUCCCCCCCCCCCCUCUCCCUCUCUCUCUCUCUCUCUCUCUCUUUCUCUCGCACACACACACACACACACACUCCCCUCCCCCACCCCCCACCCACAUCCUCCCGUUCUGCCCCUCCCUGCCCCUGUUCCACCCCCUCGCACGCCCCUCACCUCUCACCUCCGUUCAACUGGAUUCCCCCCCUCUGGUGCAUCCCUUGCAUCGCUCGCCCCUCUGCUCACCCUCUGCCCGCCCCUUUUCCUUGCCCUCAGCUGGCCCAGCCCCUGCCCGUUGCUGCCCCUCCCCUUGCCCCCUCAACUCCCCUGCCCCCCGUACACCCCACUCCCGUCCAACCGCCCCCACCCUCCCCCGGCUGCCCGUUUCCGCUCUCCACCCCCGCGACCGUGUGCGGCUUCCAACCGCCCAACGGUGUCACACCCCCUGCCCCCUCAUGCCAUCCGCUCCCCCCGCCCCUACCCUCCGCGUGCCCGCUCCCUCGCCGCCUCUUUUGACCCUCCCUGCCCCCCUCGCCGUUACCCACCGCUCGCCAUUCGCUCCUCCCCGCCCGUGCCCUCCCCUCGUUUACCUUCGCCUCCCCCCUCCCCUCCUCUGCUGCACGCCUCUUCCUUCCCCUCGCUAACCCACUCCACUCCCUGCCCCUCCUCAAUCCGCACCCUGCCCCUCGUUUCUCGCCCCCCUAUGCUUGGUUUCUCCCCCCCUGCCCUUUGCUUUCCCCUCGUUACGCUCCCUUCUCCCCAUCCCUGCUGCCCUCUUACCACCAUCAGCCCCCCCUGCCCGUUGCUGCCCCUCCCCUUGCCCCCUCAACUCCCCUGCCCCCCGUACACCCCACUCCCGUCCAACCGCCCCCACCCUCCCCCGGCUGCCCGUUUCCGCUCUCCACCCCCGCGACCGUGUGCGGCUUCCAACCGCCCAACGGUGUCACACCCCCUGCCCCCUCAUGCCAUCCGCUCCCCCCGCCCCUACCCUCCGCGUGCCCGCUCCCUCGCCGCCUCUUUUGACCCUCCCUGCCCCCCUCGCCGUUACCCACCGCUCGCCAUUCGCUCCUCCCCGCCCGUGCCCUCCCCUCGUUUACCUUCGCCUCCCCCCUCCCCUCCUCUGCUGCACGCCUCUUCCUUCCCCUCGCUAACCCACUCCACUCCCUGCCCCUCCUCAAUCCGCACCCUGCCCCUCGUUUCUCGCCCCCCUAUGCUUGGUUUCUCCCCCCCUGCCCUUUGCUUUCCCCUCGUUACGCUCCCUUCUCCCCAUCCCUGCUGCCCUCUUACCACCAUCAGCCCGUCCCCACCACCAGCCCCCCUCCCACCCUUCUCCCCCCCCUCUCCCUCUCUCUCUCUCUCUCUCUAUCUCUCUCACUCUCUCUCUCUCUCUCUCUCUUUCUCUCGCACACACACACACACACACACUCCCCUCCCCCACCCCCCACCCACAUCCUCCCGUUCUGCCCCUCCCUGCCCCUGUUCCACCCCCUCGCACGCCCCUCACCUCUCACCUCCGUUCAACUGGAUUCCCCCCCUCUGCCCCUGCCCGUUGCUGCCCCUCCCCUUGCCCCCUCAACUCCCCUGCCCCCCGUACACCCCACUCCCGUCCAACCGCCCCCACCCUCCCCCGGCUGCCCGUUUCCGCUCUCCACCCCCGCGACCGUGUGCGGCUUCCAACCGCCCAACGGUGUCACACCCCCUGCCCCCUCAUGCCAUCCGCUCCCCCCGCCCCUACCCUCCGCGUGCCCGCUCCCUCGCCGCCUCUUUUGACCCUCCCUGCCCCCCUCGCCGUUACCCACCGCUCGCCAUUCGCUCCUCCCCGCCCGUGCCCUCCCCUCGUUUACCUUCGCCUCCCCCCUCCCCUCCUCUGCUGCACGCCUCUUCCUUCCCCUCGCUAACCCACUCCACUCCCUGCCCCUCCUCAAUCCGCACCCUGCCCCUCGUUUCUCGCCCCCCUACGCUUGGUUUCUCCCCUCCCUGCCCCUCGCCGCCUUUCUCCGCUCCCCACCUCCCCCCUCUCCCUGCCCCCCCACUCUCCUCCACUUGCCCUUGGCUUCCCACCUCCCUGCCCCACCUUUCCCCCCUCCGUGUGCUCAGCUUCUCCCCUCCCUGCCUCUCCCUCCUCCCCGCCCUGCCCCUCAUUUUCCGCCCCCCCACGCCCGGUUUCUCCCCUCCCUGCACCUCCCUUUCUUUCUCCGUGCCUCUCCUUUGCUCCCUCCCUGCCCCCGCCUGCCCAUGCCCCUGUCUUUGGUUUCUCCCCUCCCUGCCCCACGUUUCUUCCCUCCCUGAGAUCACCUUGUACCCCCUCUGCCCCUCCCUUGUUCUCCCCGCACCCAUUGCUUCUCCCCUCCCUGCCCUUGAUUUCCCGCACCCCUGCCCUUGUUUCCUACCAUCCAUGCCCCUCGUUUCCCCUCUUUGUACGUUCACCCUCUUCCCUCCCUGCCCCUCCCUUCCUCCCCCCCUGCCCUUUGCUUUCCCCUCCCCCUGCCCGUUGCUGCCCCUCCCCUUGCCCCCUCAACUCCCCUGCCCCCCGUACACCCCACUCCCGUCCAACCGCCCCCACCCUCCCCCGGCUGCCCGUUUCCGCUCUCCACCCCCGCGACCGUGUGCGGCUUCCAACCGCCCAACGGUGUCACACCCCCUGCCCCCUCAUGCCAUCCGCUCCCCCCGCCCCUACCCUCCGCGUGCCCGCUCCCUCGCCGCCUCUUUUGACCCUCCCUGCCCCCCUCGCCGUUACCCACCGCUCGCCAUUCGCUCCUCCCCGCCCGUGCCCUCCCCUCGUUUACCUUCGCCUCCCCCCUCCCCUCCUCUGCUGCACGCCUCUUCCUUCCCCUCGCUAACCCACUCCACUCCCUGCCCCUCCUCAAUCCGCACCCUGCCCCUCGUUUCUCGCCCCCCUAUGCUUGGUUUCUCCCCCCCUGCCCUUUGCUUUCCCCUCGUUACGCUCCCUUCUCCCCAUCCCUGCUGCCCUCUUACCACCAUCAGCCCCCCCUGCCCGUUGCUGCCCCUCCCCUUGCCCCCUCAACUCCCCUGCCCCCCGUACACCCCACUCCCGUCCAACCGCCCCCACCCUCCCCCGGCUGCCCGUUUCCGCUCUCCACCCCCGCGACCGUGUGCGGCUUCCAACCGCCCAACGGUGUCACACCCCCUGCCCCCUCAUGCCAUCCGCUCCCCCCGCCCCUACCCUCCGCGUGCCCGCUCCCUCGCCGCCUCUUUUGACCCUCCCUGCCCCCCUCGCCGUUACCCACCGCUCGCCAUUCGCUCCUCCCCGCCCGUGCCCUCCCCUCGUUUACCUUCGCCUCCCCCCUCCCCUCCUCUGCUGCACGCCUCUUCCUUCCCCUCGCUAACCCACUCCACUCCCUGCCCCUCCUCAAUCCGCACCCUGCCCCUCGUUUCUCGCCCCCCUACGCUUGGUUUCUCCCCUCCCUGCCCCUCGCCGCCUUUCUCCGCUCCCCACCUCCCCCCUCUCCCUGCCCCCCCACUCUCCUCCACUUGCCCUUGGCUUCCCACCUCCCUGCCCCACCUUUCCCCCCUCCGUGUGCUCAGCUUCUCCCCUCCCUGCCUCUCCCUCCUCCCCGCCCUGCCCCUCAUUUUCCGCCCCCCCACGCCCGGUUUCUCCCCUCCCUGCACCUCCCUUUCUUUCUCCGUGCCUCUCCUUUGCUCCCUCCCUGCCCCCGCCUGCCCAUGCCCCUGUCUUUGGUUUCUCCCCUCCCUGCCCCACGUUUCUUCCCUCCCUGAGAUCACCUUGUACCCCCUCUGCCCCUCCCUUGUUCUCCCCGCACCCAUUGCUUCUCCCCUCCCUGCCCUUGAUUUCCCGCACCCCUGCCCUUGUUUCCUACCAUCCAUGCCCCUCGUUUCCCCUCUUUGUACGUUCACCCUCUUCCCUCCCUGCCCCUCCCUUCCUCCCCCCCUGCCCUUUGCUUUCCCCUCGUUACGCUCCCUUCUCCCCAUCCCUGCUGCCCUCUUACCACCAUCAGCCCGUCCCCACCACCAGCCCCCCUCCCACCCUUCUCCCCCCCCCCCCUCUCCCUCUCUCUCUCUCUCUCUCUCUCUCUCUCUUUCUCUCGCACACACACACACACACACACUCCCCUCCCCCACCCCCCACCCACAUCCUCCCGUUCUGCCCCUCCCUGCCCCUGUUCCACCCCCUCGCACGCCCCUCACCUCUCACCUCCGUUCAACUGGAUUCCCCCCCUCUGGUGCAUCCCUUGCAUCGCUCGCCCCUCUGCUCACCCUCUGCCCGCCCCUUUUCCUUGCCCUCAGCUGGCCCAGCCCCUGCCCGUUGCUGCCCCUCCCCUUGCCCCCUCAACUCCCCUGCCCCCCGUACACCCCACUCCCGUCCAACCGCCCCCACCCUCCCCCGGCUGCCCGUUUCCGCUCUCCACCCCCGCGACCGUGUGCGGCUUCCAACCGCCCAACGGUGUCACACCCCCUGCCCCCUCAUGCCAUCCGCUCCCCCCGCCCCUACCCUCCGCGUGCCCGCUCCCUCGCCGCCUCUUUUGACCCUCCCUGCCCCCCUCGCCGUUACCCACCGCUCGCCAUUCGCUCCUCCCCGCCCGUGCCCUCCCCUCGUUUACCUUCGCCUCCCCCCUCCCCUCCUCUGCUGCACGCCUCUUCCUUCCCCUCGCUAACCCACUCCACUCCCUGCCCCUCCUCAAUCCGCACCCUGCCCCUCGUUUCUCGCCCCCCUACGCUUGGUUUCUCCCCUCCCUGCCCCUCGCCGCCUUUCUCCGCUCCCCACCUCCCCCCUCUCCCUGCCCCCCCACUCUCCUCCACUUGCCCUUGGCUUCCCACCUCCCUGCCCCACCUUUCCCCCCUCCGUGUGCUCAGCUUCUCCCCUCCCUGCCUCUCCCUCCUCCCCGCCCUGCCCCUCAUUUUCCGCCCCCCCACGCCCGGUUUCUCCCCUCCCUGCACCUCCCUUUCUUUCUCCGUGCCUCUCCUUUGCUCCCUCCCUGCCCCCGCCUGCCCAUGCCCCUGUCUUUGGUUUCUCCCCUCCCUGCCCCACGUUUCUUCCCUCCCUGAGAUCACCUUGUACCCCCUCUGCCCCUCCCUUGUUCUCCCCGCACCCAUUGCUUCUCCCCUCCCUGCCCUUGAUUUCCCGCACCCCUGCCCUUGUUUCCUACCAUCCAUGCCCCUCGUUUCCCCUCUUUGUACGUUCACCCUCUUCCCUCCCUGCCCCUCCCUUCCUCCCCCCCUGCCCUUUGCUUUCCCCUCCCCCUGCCCGUUGCUGCCCCUCCCCUUGCCCCCUCAACUCCCCUGCCCCCCGUACACCCCACUCCCGUCCAACCGCCCCCACCCUCCCCCGGCUGCCCGUUUCCGCUCUCCACCCCCGCGACCGUGUGCGGCUUCCAACCGCCCAACGGUGUCACACCCCCUGCCCCCUCAUGCCAUCCGCUCCCCCCGCCCCUACCCUCCGCGUGCCCGCUCCCUCGCCGCCUCUUUUGACCCUCCCUGCCCCCCUCGCCGUUACCCACCGCUCGCCAUUCGCUCCUCCCCGCCCGUGCCCUCCCCUCGUUUACCUUCGCCUCCCCCCUCCCCUCCUCUGCUGCACGCCUCUUCCUUCCCCUCGCUAACCCACUCCACUCCCUGCCCCUCCUCAAUCCGCACCCUGCCCCUCGUUUCUCGCCCCCCUAUGCUUGGUUUCUCCCCCCCUGCCCUUUGCUUUCCCCUCGUUACGCUCCCUUCUCCCCAUCCCUGCUGCCCUCUUACCACCAUCAGCCCCCCCUGCCCGUUGCUGCCCCUCCCCUUGCCCCCUCAACUCCCCUGCCCCCCGUACACCCCACUCCCGUCCAACCGCCCCCACCCUCCCCCGGCUGCCCGUUUCCGCUCUCCACCCCCGCGACCGUGUGCGGCUUCCAACCGCCCAACGGUGUCACACCCCCUGCCCCCUCAUGCCAUCCGCUCCCCCCGCCCCUACCCUCCGCGUGCCCGCUCCCUCGCCGCCUCUUUUGACCCUCCCUGCCCCCCUCGCCGUUACCCACCGCUCGCCAUUCGCUCCUCCCCGCCCGUGCCCUCCCCUCGUUUACCUUCGCCUCCCCCCUCCCCUCCUCUGCUGCACGCCUCUUCCUUCCCCUCGCUAACCCACUCCACUCCCUGCCCCUCCUCAAUCCGCACCCUGCCCCUCGUUUCUCGCCCCCCUAUGCUUGGUUUCUCCCCCCCUGCCCUUUGCUUUCCCCUCGUUACGCUCCCUUCUCCCCAUCCCUGCUGCCCUCUUACCACCAUCAGCCCCCCCUGCCCGUUGCUGCCCCUCCCCUUGCCCCCUCAACUCCCCUGCCCCCCGUACACCCCACUCCCGUCCAACCGCCCCCACCCUCCCCCGGCUGCCCGUUUCCGCUCUCCACCCCCGCGACCGUGUGCGGCUUCCAACCGCCCAACGGUGUCACACCCCCUGCCCCCUCAUGCCAUCCGCUCCCCCCGCCCCUACCCUCCGCGUGCCCGCUCCCUCGCCGCCUCUUUUGACCCUCCCUGCCCCCCUCGCCGUUACCCACCGCUCGCCAUUCGCUCCUCCCCGCCCGUGCCCUCCCCUCGUUUACCUUCGCCUCCCCCCUCCCCUCCUCUGCUGCACGCCUCUUCCUUCCCCUCGCUAACCCACUCCACUCCCUGCCCCUCCUCAAUCCGCACCCUGCCCCUCGUUUCUCGCCCCCCUACGCUUGGUUUCUCCCCUCCCUGCCCCUCGCCGCCUUUCUCCGCUCCCCACCUCCCCCCUCUCCCUGCCCCCCCACUCUCCUCCACUUGCCCUUGGCUUCCCACCUCCCUGCCCCACCUUUCCCCCCUCCGUGUGCUCAGCUUCUCCCCUCCCUGCCUCUCCCUCCUCCCCGCCCUGCCCCUCAUUUUCCGCCCCCCCACGCCCGGUUUCUCCCCUCCCUGCACCUCCCUUUCUUUCUCCGUGCCUCUCCUUUGCUCCCUCCCUGCCCCCGCCUGCCCAUGCCCCUGUCUUUGGUUUCUCCCCUCCCUGCCCCACGUUUCUUCCCUCCCUGAGAUCACCUUGUACCCCCUCUGCCCCUCCCUUGUUCUCCCCGCACCCAUUGCUUCUCCCCUCCCUGCCCUUGAUUUCCCGCACCCCUGCCCUUGUUUCCUACCAUCCAUGCCCCUCGUUUCCCCUCUUUGUACGUUCACCCUCUUCCCUCCCUGCCCCUCCCUUCCUCCCCCCCUGCCCUUUGCUUUCCCCUCCCCCUGCCCGUUGCUGCCCCUCCCCUUGCCCCCUCAACUCCCCUGCCCCCCGUACACCCCACUCCCGUCCAACCGCCCCCACCCUCCCCCGGCUGCCCGUUUCCGCUCUCCACCCCCGCGACCGUGUGCGGCUUCCAACCGCCCAACGGUGUCACACCCCCUGCCCCCUCAUGCCAUCCGCUCCCCCCGCCCCUACCCUCCGCGUGCCCGCUCCCUCGCCGCCUCUUUUGACCCUCCCUGCCCCCCUCGCCGUUACCCACCGCUCGCCAUUCGCUCCUCCCCGCCCGUGCCCUCCCCUCGUUUACCUUCGCCUCCCCCCUCCCCUCCUCUGCUGCACGCCUCUUCCUUCCCCUCGCUAACCCACUCCACUCCCUGCCCCUCCUCAAUCCGCACCCUGCCCCUCGUUUCUCGCCCCCCUAUGCUUGGUUUCUCCCCCCCUGCCCUUUGCUUUCCCCUCGUUACGCUCCCUUCUCCCCAUCCCUGCUGCCCUCUUACCACCAUCAGCCCGUCCCCACCACCAGCCCCCCUCCCACCCUUCUCCCCCCCCCCCUCUCCCUCUCUCUCUCUCUCUCUCUAUCUCUCUCACUCUCUCUCUCUCUCUCUCUCUUUCUCUCGCACACACACACACACACACACACUCCCCUCCCCCACCCCCCACCCACAUCCUCCCGUUCUGCCCCUCCCUGCCCCUGUUCCACCCCCUCGCACGCCCCUCACCUCUCACCUCCGUUCAACUGGAUUCCCCCCCUCUGGUGCAUCCCUUGCAUCGCUCGCCCCUCUGCUCACCCUCUGCCCGCCCCUUUUCCUUGCCCUCAGCUGGCCCAGCCCCUGCCCGUUGCUGCCCCUCCCCUUGCCCCCUCAACUCCCCUGCCCCCCGUACACCCCACUCCCGUCCAACCGCCCCCACCCUCCCCCGGCUGCCCGUUUCCGCUCUCCACCCCCGCGACCGUGUGCGGCUUCCAACCGCCCAACGGUGUCACACCCCCUGCCCCCUCAUGCCAUCCGCUCCCCCCGCCCCUACCCUCCGCGUGCCCGCUCCCUCGCCGCCUCUUUUGACCCUCCCUGCCCCCCUCGCCGUUACCCACCGCUCGCCAUUCGCUCCUCCCCGCCCGUGCCCUCCCCUCGUUUACCUUCGCCUCCCCCCUCCCCUCCUCUGCUGCACGCCUCUUCCUUCCCCUCGCUAACCCACUCCACUCCCUGCCCCUCCUCAAUCCGCACCCUGCCCCUCGUUUCUCGCCCCCCUACGCUUGGUUUCUCCCCUCCCUGCCCCUCGCCGCCUUUCUCCGCUCCCCACCUCCCCCCUCUCCCUGCCCCCCCACUCUCCUCCACUUGCCCUUGGCUUCCCACCUCCCUGCCCCACCUUUCCCCCCUCCGUGUGCUCAGCUUCUCCCCUCCCUGCCUCUCCCUCCUCCCCGCCCUGCCCCUCAUUUUCCGCCCCCCCACGCCCGGUUUCUCCCCUCCCUGCACCUCCCUUUCUUUCUCCGUGCCUCUCCUUUGCUCCCUCCCUGCCCCCGCCUGCCCAUGCCCCUGUCUUUGGUUUCUCCCCUCCCUGCCCCACGUUUCUUCCCUCCCUGAGAUCACCUUGUACCCCCUCUGCCCCUCCCUUGUUCUCCCCGCACCCAUUGCUUCUCCCCUCCCUGCCCUUGAUUUCCCGCACCCCUGCCCUUGUUUCCUACCAUCCAUGCCCCUCGUUUCCCCUCUUUGUACGUUCACCCUCUUCCCUCCCUGCCCCUCCCUUCCUCCCCCCCUGCCCUUUGCUUUCCCCUCCCCCUGCCCGUUGCUGCCCCUCCCCUUGCCCCCUCAACUCCCCUGCCCCCCGUACACCCCACUCCCGUCCAACCGCCCCCACCCUCCCCCGGCUGCCCGUUUCCGCUCUCCACCCCCGCGACCGUGUGCGGCUUCCAACCGCCCAACGGUGUCACACCCCCUGCCCCCUCAUGCCAUCCGCUCCCCCCGCCCCUACCCUCCGCGUGCCCGCUCCCUCGCCGCCUCUUUUGACCCUCCCUGCCCCCCUCGCCGUUACCCACCGCUCGCCAUUCGCUCCUCCCCGCCCGUGCCCUCCCCUCGUUUACCUUCGCCUCCCCCCUCCCCUCCUCUGCUGCACGCCUCUUCCUUCCCCUCGCUAACCCACUCCACUCCCUGCCCCUCCUCAAUCCGCACCCUGCCCCUCGUUUCUCGCCCCCCUACGCUUGGUUUCUCCCCUCCCUGCCCCUCGCCGCCUUUCUCCGCUCCCCACCUCCCCCCUCUCCCUGCCCCCCCACUCUCCUCCACUUGCCCUUGGCUUCCCACCUCCCUGCCCCACCUUUCCCCCCUCCGUGUGCUCAGCUUCUCCCCUCCCUGCCUCUCCCUCCUCCCCGCCCUGCCCCUCAUUUUCCGCCCCCCCACGCCCGGUUUCUCCCCUCCCUGCACCUCCCUUUCUUUCUCCGUGCCUCUCCUUUGCUCCCUCCCUGCCCCCGCCUGCCCAUGCCCCUGUCUUUGGUUUCUCCCCUCCCUGCCCCACGUUUCUUCCCUCCCUGAGAUCACCUUGUACCCCCUCUGCCCCUCCCUUGUUCUCCCCGCACCCAUUGCUUCUCCCCUCCCUGCCCUUGAUUUCCCGCACCCCUGCCCUUGUUUCCUACCAUCCAUGCCCCUCGUUUCCCCUCUUUGUACGUUCACCCUCUUCCCUCCCUGCCCCUCCCUUCCUCCCCCCCUGCCCUUUGCUUUCCCCUCCCCCUGCCCGUUGCUGCCCCUCCCCUUGCCCCCUCAACUCCCCUGCCCCCCGUACACCCCACUCCCGUCCAACCGCCCCCACCCUCCCCCGGCUGCCCGUUUCCGCUCUCCACCCCCGCGACCGUGUGCGGCUUCCAACCGCCCAACGGUGUCACACCCCCUGCCCCCUCAUGCCAUCCGCUCCCCCCGCCCCUACCCUCCGCGUGCCCGCUCCCUCGCCGCCUCUUUUGACCCUCCCUGCCCCCCUCGCCGUUACCCACCGCUCGCCAUUCGCUCCUCCCCGCCCGUGCCCUCCCCUCGUUUACCUUCGCCUCCCCCCUCCCCUCCUCUGCUGCACGCCUCUUCCUUCCCCUCGCUAACCCACUCCACUCCCUGCCCCUCCUCAAUCCGCACCCUGCCCCUCGUUUCUCGCCCCCCUAUGCUUGGUUUCUCCCCCCCUGCCCUUUGCUUUCCCCUCGUUACGCUCCCUUCUCCCCAUCCCUGCUGCCCUCUUACCACCAUCAGCCCCCCCUGCCCGUUGCUGCCCCUCCCCUUGCCCCCUCAACUCCCCUGCCCCCCGUACACCCCACUCCCGUCCAACCGCCCCCACCCUCCCCCGGCUGCCCGUUUCCGCUCUCCACCCCCGCGACCGUGUGCGGCUUCCAACCGCCCAACGGUGUCACACCCCCUGCCCCCUCAUGCCAUCCGCUCCCCCCGCCCCUACCCUCCGCGUGCCCGCUCCCUCGCCGCCUCUUUUGACCCUCCCUGCCCCCCUCGCCGUUACCCACCGCUCGCCAUUCGCUCCUCCCCGCCCGUGCCCUCCCCUCGUUUACCUUCGCCUCCCCCCUCCCCUCCUCUGCUGCACGCCUCUUCCUUCCCCUCGCUAACCCACUCCACUCCCUGCCCCUCCUCAAUCCGCACCCUGCCCCUCGUUUCUCGCCCCCCUACGCUUGGUUUCUCCCCUCCCUGCCCCUCGCCGCCUUUCUCCGCUCCCCACCUCCCCCCUCUCCCUGCCCCCCCACUCUCCUCCACUUGCCCUUGGCUUCCCACCUCCCUGCCCCACCUUUCCCCCCUCCGUGUGCUCAGCUUCUCCCCUCCCUGCCUCUCCCUCCUCCCCGCCCUGCCCCUCAUUUUCCGCCCCCCCACGCCCGGUUUCUCCCCUCCCUGCACCUCCCUUUCUUUCUCCGUGCCUCUCCUUUGCUCCCUCCCUGCCCCCGCCUGCCCAUGCCCCUGUCUUUGGUUUCUCCCCUCCCUGCCCCACGUUUCUUCCCUCCCUGAGAUCACCUUGUACCCCCUCUGCCCCUCCCUUGUUCUCCCCGCACCCAUUGCUUCUCCCCUCCCUGCCCUUGAUUUCCCGCACCCCUGCCCUUGUUUCCUACCAUCCAUGCCCCUCGUUUCCCCUCUUUGUACGUUCACCCUCUUCCCUCCCUGCCCCUCCCUUCCUCCCCCCCUGCCCUUUGCUUUCCCCUCCCCCUGCCCGUUGCUGCCCCUCCCCUUGCCCCCUCAACUCCCCUGCCCCCCGUACACCCCACUCCCGUCCAACCGCCCCCACCCUCCCCCGGCUGCCCGUUUCCGCUCUCCACCCCCGCGACCGUGUGCGGCUUCCAACCGCCCAACGGUGUCACACCCCCUGCCCCCUCAUGCCAUCCGCUCCCCCCGCCCCUACCCUCCGCGUGCCCGCUCCCUCGCCGCCUCUUUUGACCCUCCCUGCCCCCCUCGCCGUUACCCACCGCUCGCCAUUCGCUCCUCCCCGCCCGUGCCCUCCCCUCGUUUACCUUCGCCUCCCCCCUCCCCUCCUCUGCUGCACGCCUCUUCCUUCCCCUCGCUAACCCACUCCACUCCCUGCCCCUCCUCAAUCCGCACCCUGCCCCUCGUUUCUCGCCCCCCUACGCUUGGUUUCUCCCCUCCCUGCCCCUCGCCGCCUUUCUCCGCUCCCCACCUCCCCCCUCUCCCUGCCCCCCCACUCUCCUCCACUUGCCCUUGGCUUCCCACCUCCCUGCCCCACCUUUCCCCCCUCCGUGUGCUCAGCUUCUCCCCUCCCUGCCUCUCCCUCCUCCCCGCCCUGCCCCUCAUUUUCCGCCCCCCCACGCCCGGUUUCUCCCCUCCCUGCACCUCCCUUUCUUUCUCCGUGCCUCUCCUUUGCUCCCUCCCUGCCCCCGCCUGCCCAUGCCCCUGUCUUUGGUUUCUCCCCUCCCUGCCCCACGUUUCUUCCCUCCCUGAGAUCACCUUGUACCCCCUCUGCCCCUCCCUUGUUCUCCCCGCACCCAUUGCUUCUCCCCUCCCUGCCCUUGAUUUCCCGCACCCCUGCCCUUGUUUCCUACCAUCCAUGCCCCUCGUUUCCCCUCUUUGUACGUUCACCCUCUUCCCUCCCUGCCCCUCCCUUCCUCCCCCCCUGCCCUUUGCUUUCCCCUCCCCCUGCCCGUUGCUGCCCCUCCCCUUGCCCCCUCAACUCCCCUGCCCCCCGUACACCCCACUCCCGUCCAACCGCCCCCACCCUCCCCCGGCUGCCCGUUUCCGCUCUCCACCCCCGCGACCGUGUGCGGCUUCCAACCGCCCAACGGUGUCACACCCCCUGCCCCCUCAUGCCAUCCGCUCCCCCCGCCCCUACCCUCCGCGUGCCCGCUCCCUCGCCGCCUCUUUUGACCCUCCCUGCCCCCCUCGCCGUUACCCACCGCUCGCCAUUCGCUCCUCCCCGCCCGUGCCCUCCCCUCGUUUACCUUCGCCUCCCCCCUCCCCUCCUCUGCUGCACGCCUCUUCCUUCCCCUCGCUAACCCACUCCACUCCCUGCCCCUCCUCAAUCCGCACCCUGCCCCUCGUUUCUCGCCCCCCUAUGCUUGGUUUCUCCCCCCCUGCCCUUUGCUUUCCCCUCGUUACGCUCCCUUCUCCCCAUCCCUGCUGCCCUCUUACCACCAUCAGCCCCCCCUGCCCGUUGCUGCCCCUCCCCUUGCCCCCUCAACUCCCCUGCCCCCCGUACACCCCACUCCCGUCCAACCGCCCCCACCCUCCCCCGGCUGCCCGUUUCCGCUCUCCACCCCCGCGACCGUGUGCGGCUUCCAACCGCCCAACGGUGUCACACCCCCUGCCCCCUCAUGCCAUCCGCUCCCCCCGCCCCUACCCUCCGCGUGCCCGCUCCCUCGCCGCCUCUUUUGACCCUCCCUGCCCCCCUCGCCGUUACCCACCGCUCGCCAUUCGCUCCUCCCCGCCCGUGCCCUCCCCUCGUUUACCUUCGCCUCCCCCCUCCCCUCCUCUGCUGCACGCCUCUUCCUUCCCCUCGCUAACCCACUCCACUCCCUGCCCCUCCUCAAUCCGCACCCUGCCCCUCGUUUCUCGCCCCCCUACGCUUGGUUUCUCCCCUCCCUGCCCCUCGCCGCCUUUCUCCGCUCCCCACCUCCCCCCUCUCCCUGCCCCCCCACUCUCCUCCACUUGCCCUUGGCUUCCCACCUCCCUGCCCCACCUUUCCCCCCUCCGUGUGCUCAGCUUCUCCCCUCCCUGCCUCUCCCUCCUCCCCGCCCUGCCCCUCAUUUUCCGCCCCCCCACGCCCGGUUUCUCCCCUCCCUGCACCUCCCUUUCUUUCUCCGUGCCUCUCCUUUGCUCCCUCCCUGCCCCCGCCUGCCCAUGCCCCUGUCUUUGGUUUCUCCCCUCCCUGCCCCACGUUUCUUCCCUCCCUGAGAUCACCUUGUACCCCCUCUGCCCCUCCCUUGUUCUCCCCGCACCCAUUGCUUCUCCCCUCCCUGCCCUUGAUUUCCCGCACCCCUGCCCUUGUUUCCUACCAUCCAUGCCCCUCGUUUCCCCUCUUUGUACGUUCACCCUCUUCCCUCCCUGCCCCUCCCUUCCUCCCCCCCUGCCCUUUGCUUUCCCCUCCCCCUGCCCGUUGCUGCCCCUCCCCUUGCCCCCUCAACUCCCCUGCCCCCCGUACACCCCACUCCCGUCCAACCGCCCCCACCCUCCCCCGGCUGCCCGUUUCCGCUCUCCACCCCCGCGACCGUGUGCGGCUUCCAACCGCCCAACGGUGUCACACCCCCUGCCCCCUCAUGCCAUCCGCUCCCCCCGCCCCUACCCUCCGCGUGCCCGCUCCCUCGCCGCCUCUUUUGACCCUCCCUGCCCCCCUCGCCGUUACCCACCGCUCGCCAUUCGCUCCUCCCCGCCCGUGCCCUCCCCUCGUUUACCUUCGCCUCCCCCCUCCCCUCCUCUGCUGCACGCCUCUUCCUUCCCCUCGCUAACCCACUCCACUCCCUGCCCCUCCUCAAUCCGCACCCUGCCCCUCGUUUCUCGCCCCCCUAUGCUUGGUUUCUCCCCCCCUGCCCUUUGCUUUCCCCUCGUUACGCUCCCUUCUCCCCAUCCCUGCUGCCCUCUUACCACCAUCAGCCCCCCCUGCCCGUUGCUGCCCCUCCCCUUGCCCCCUCAACUCCCCUGCCCCCCGUACACCCCACUCCCGUCCAACCGCCCCCACCCUCCCCCGGCUGCCCGUUUCCGCUCUCCACCCCCGCGACCGUGUGCGGCUUCCAACCGCCCAACGGUGUCACACCCCCUGCCCCCUCAUGCCAUCCGCUCCCCCCGCCCCUACCCUCCGCGUGCCCGCUCCCUCGCCGCCUCUUUUGACCCUCCCUGCCCCCCUCGCCGUUACCCACCGCUCGCCAUUCGCUCCUCCCCGCCCGUGCCCUCCCCUCGUUUACCUUCGCCUCCCCCCUCCCCUCCUCUGCUGCACGCCUCUUCCUUCCCCUCGCUAACCCACUCCACUCCCUGCCCCUCCUCAAUCCGCACCCUGCCCCUCGUUUCUCGCCCCCCUACGCUUGGUUUCUCCCCUCCCUGCCCCUCGCCGCCUUUCUCCGCUCCCCACCUCCCCCCUCUCCCUGCCCCCCCACUCUCCUCCACUUGCCCUUGGCUUCCCACCUCCCUGCCCCACCUUUCCCCCCUCCGUGUGCUCAGCUUCUCCCCUCCCUGCCUCUCCCUCCUCCCCGCCCUGCCCCUCAUUUUCCGCCCCCCCACGCCCGGUUUCUCCCCUCCCUGCACCUCCCUUUCUUUCUCCGUGCCUCUCCUUUGCUCCCUCCCUGCCCCCGCCUGCCCAUGCCCCUGUCUUUGGUUUCUCCCCUCCCUGCCCCACGUUUCUUCCCUCCCUGAGAUCACCUUGUACCCCCUCUGCCCCUCCCUUGUUCUCCCCGCACCCAUUGCUUCUCCCCUCCCUGCCCUUGAUUUCCCGCACCCCUGCCCUUGUUUCCUACCAUCCAUGCCCCUCGUUUCCCCUCUUUGUACGUUCACCCUCUUCCCUCCCUGCCCCUCCCUUCCUCCCCCCCUGCCCUUUGCUUUCCCCUCCCCCUGCCCGUUGCUGCCCCUCCCCUUGCCCCCUCAACUCCCCUGCCCCCCGUACACCCCACUCCCGUCCAACCGCCCCCACCCUCCCCCGGCUGCCCGUUUCCGCUCUCCACCCCCGCGACCGUGUGCGGCUUCCAACCGCCCAACGGUGUCACACCCCCUGCCCCCUCAUGCCAUCCGCUCCCCCCGCCCCUACCCUCCGCGUGCCCGCUCCCUCGCCGCCUCUUUUGACCCUCCCUGCCCCCCUCGCCGUUACCCACCGCUCGCCAUUCGCUCCUCCCCGCCCGUGCCCUCCCCUCGUUUACCUUCGCCUCCCCCCUCCCCUCCUCUGCUGCACGCCUCUUCCUUCCCCUCGCUAACCCACUCCACUCCCUGCCCCUCCUCAAUCCGCACCCUGCCCCUCGUUUCUCGCCCCCCUACGCUUGGUUUCUCCCCUCCCUGCCCCUCGCCGCCUUUCUCCGCUCCCCACCUCCCCCCUCUCCCUGCCCCCCCACUCUCCUCCACUUGCCCUUGGCUUCCCACCUCCCUGCCCCACCUUUCCCCCCUCCGUGUGCUCAGCUUCUCCCCUCCCUGCCUCUCCCUCCUCCCCGCCCUGCCCCUCAUUUUCCGCCCCCCCACGCCCGGUUUCUCCCCUCCCUGCACCUCCCUUUCUUUCUCCGUGCCUCUCCUUUGCUCCCUCCCUGCCCCCGCCUGCCCAUGCCCCUGUCUUUGGUUUCUCCCCUCCCUGCCCCACGUUUCUUCCCUCCCUGAGAUCACCUUGUACCCCCUCUGCCCCUCCCUUGUUCUCCCCGCACCCAUUGCUUCUCCCCUCCCUGCCCUUGAUUUCCCGCACCCCUGCCCUUGUUUCCUACCAUCCAUGCCCCUCGUUUCCCCUCUUUGUACGUUCACCCUCUUCCCUCCCUGCCCCUCCCUUCCUCCCCCCCUGCCCUUUGCUUUCCCCUCGUUACGCUCCCUUCUCCCCAUCCCUGCUGCCCUCUUACCACCAUCAGCCCGUCCCCACCACCAGCCCCCCUCCCACCCUUCUCCCCCCCCCCCCUCUCCCUCUCUCUCUCUCUCUCUCUCUCUUUCUCUCGCACACACACACACACACACACUCCCCUCCCCCACCCCCCACCCACAUCCUCCCGUUCUGCCCCUCCCUGCCCCUGUUCCACCCCCUCGCACGCCCCUCACCUCUCACCUCCGUUCAACUGGAUUCCCCCCCUCUGGUGCAUCCCUUGCAUCGCUCGCCCCUCUGCUCACCCUCUGCCCGCCCCUUUUCCUUGCCCUCAGCUGGCCCAGCCCCUGCCCGUUGCUGCCCCUCCCCUUGCCCCCUCAACUCCCCUGCCCCCCGUACACCCCACUCCCGUCCAACCGCCCCCACCCUCCCCCGGCUGCCCGUUUCCGCUCUCCACCCCCGCGACCGUGUGCGGCUUCCAACCGCCCAACGGUGUCACACCCCCUGCCCCCUCAUGCCAUCCGCUCCCCCCGCCCCUACCCUCCGCGUGCCCGCUCCCUCGCCGCCUCUUUUGACCCUCCCUGCCCCCCUCGCCGUUACCCACCGCUCGCCAUUCGCUCCUCCCCGCCCGUGCCCUCCCCUCGUUUACCUUCGCCUCCCCCCUCCCCUCCUCUGCUGCACGCCUCUUCCUUCCCCUCGCUAACCCACUCCACUCCCUGCCCCUCCUCAAUCCGCACCCUGCCCCUCGUUUCUCGCCCCCCUAUGCUUGGUUUCUCCCCCCCUGCCCUUUGCUUUCCCCUCGUUACGCUCCCUUCUCCCCAUCCCUGCUGCCCUCUUACCACCAUCAGCCCCCCCUGCCCGUUGCUGCCCCUCCCCUUGCCCCCUCAACUCCCCUGCCCCCCGUACACCCCACUCCCGUCCAACCGCCCCCACCCUCCCCCGGCUGCCCGUUUCCGCUCUCCACCCCCGCGACCGUGUGCGGCUUCCAACCGCCCAACGGUGUCACACCCCCUGCCCCCUCAUGCCAUCCGCUCCCCCCGCCCCUACCCUCCGCGUGCCCGCUCCCUCGCCGCCUCUUUUGACCCUCCCUGCCCCCCUCGCCGUUACCCACCGCUCGCCAUUCGCUCCUCCCCGCCCGUGCCCUCCCCUCGUUUACCUUCGCCUCCCCCCUCCCCUCCUCUGCUGCACGCCUCUUCCUUCCCCUCGCUAACCCACUCCACUCCCUGCCCCUCCUCAAUCCGCACCCUGCCCCUCGUUUCUCGCCCCCCUACGCUUGGUUUCUCCCCUCCCUGCCCCUCGCCGCCUUUCUCCGCUCCCCACCUCCCCCCUCUCCCUGCCCCCCCACUCUCCUCCACUUGCCCUUGGCUUCCCACCUCCCUGCCCCACCUUUCCCCCCUCCGUGUGCUCAGCUUCUCCCCUCCCUGCCUCUCCCUCCUCCCCGCCCUGCCCCUCAUUUUCCGCCCCCCCACGCCCGGUUUCUCCCCUCCCUGCACCUCCCUUUCUUUCUCCGUGCCUCUCCUUUGCUCCCUCCCUGCCCCCGCCUGCCCAUGCCCCUGUCUUUGGUUUCUCCCCUCCCUGCCCCACGUUUCUUCCCUCCCUGAGAUCACCUUGUACCCCCUCUGCCCCUCCCUUGUUCUCCCCGCACCCAUUGCUUCUCCCCUCCCUGCCCUUGAUUUCCCGCACCCCUGCCCUUGUUUCCUACCAUCCAUGCCCCUCGUUUCCCCUCUUUGUACGUUCACCCUCUUCCCUCCCUGCCCCUCCCUUCCUCCCCCCCUGCCCUUUGCUUUCCCCUCGUUACGCUCCCUUCUCCCCAUCCCUGCUGCCCUCUUACCACCAUCAGCCCGUCCCCACCACCAGCCCCCCUCCCACCCUUCUCCCCCCCCCCCCUCUCCCUCUCUCUCUCUCUCUCUCUCUCUUUCUCUCGCACACACACACACACACACACUCCCCUCCCCCACCCCCCACCCACAUCCUCCCGUUCUGCCCCUCCCUGCCCCUGUUCCACCCCCUCGCACGCCCCUCACCUCUCACCUCCGUUCAACUGGAUUCCCCCCCUCUGGUGCAUCCCUUGCAUCGCUCGCCCCUCUGCUCACCCUCUGCCCGCCCCUUUUCCUUGCCCUCAGCUGGCCCAGCCCCUGCCCGUUGCUGCCCCUCCCCUUGCCCCCUCAACUCCCCUGCCCCCCGUACACCCCACUCCCGUCCAACCGCCCCCACCCUCCCCCGGCUGCCCGUUUCCGCUCUCCACCCCCGCGACCGUGUGCGGCUUCCAACCGCCCAACGGUGUCACACCCCCUGCCCCCUCAUGCCAUCCGCUCCCCCCGCCCCUACCCUCCGCGUGCCCGCUCCCUCGCCGCCUCUUUUGACCCUCCCUGCCCCCCUCGCCGUUACCCACCGCUCGCCAUUCGCUCCUCCCCGCCCGUGCCCUCCCCUCGUUUACCUUCGCCUCCCCCCUCCCCUCCUCUGCUGCACGCCUCUUCCUUCCCCUCGCUAACCCACUCCACUCCCUGCCCCUCCUCAAUCCGCACCCUGCCCCUCGUUUCUCGCCCCCCUACGCUUGGUUUCUCCCCUCCCUGCCCCUCGCCGCCUUUCUCCGCUCCCCACCUCCCCCCUCUCCCUGCCCCCCCACUCUCCUCCACUUGCCCUUGGCUUCCCACCUCCCUGCCCCACCUUUCCCCCCUCCGUGUGCUCAGCUUCUCCCCUCCCUGCCUCUCCCUCCUCCCCGCCCUGCCCCUCAUUUUCCGCCCCCCCACGCCCGGUUUCUCCCCUCCCUGCACCUCCCUUUCUUUCUCCGUGCCUCUCCUUUGCUCCCUCCCUGCCCCCGCCUGCCCAUGCCCCUGUCUUUGGUUUCUCCCCUCCCUGCCCCACGUUUCUUCCCUCCCUGAGAUCACCUUGUACCCCCUCUGCCCCUCCCUUGUUCUCCCCGCACCCAUUGCUUCUCCCCUCCCUGCCCUUGAUUUCCCGCACCCCUGCCCUUGUUUCCUACCAUCCAUGCCCCUCGUUUCCCCUCUUUGUACGUUCACCCUCUUCCCUCCCUGCCCCUCCCUUCCUCCCCCCCUGCCCUUUGCUUUCCCCUCCCCCUGCCCGUUGCUGCCCCUCCCCUUGCCCCCUCAACUCCCCUGCCCCCCGUACACCCCACUCCCGUCCAACCGCCCCCACCCUCCCCCGGCUGCCCGUUUCCGCUCUCCACCCCCGCGACCGUGUGCGGCUUCCAACCGCCCAACGGUGUCACACCCCCUGCCCCCUCAUGCCAUCCGCUCCCCCCGCCCCUACCCUCCGCGUGCCCGCUCCCUCGCCGCCUCUUUUGACCCUCCCUGCCCCCCUCGCCGUUACCCACCGCUCGCCAUUCGCUCCUCCCCGCCCGUGCCCUCCCCUCGUUUACCUUCGCCUCCCCCCUCCCCUCCUCUGCUGCACGCCUCUUCCUUCCCCUCGCUAACCCACUCCACUCCCUGCCCCUCCUCAAUCCGCACCCUGCCCCUCGUUUCUCGCCCCCCUACGCUUGGUUUCUCCCCUCCCUGCCCCUCGCCGCCUUUCUCCGCUCCCCACCUCCCCCCUCUCCCUGCCCCCCCACUCUCCUCCACUUGCCCUUGGCUUCCCACCUCCCUGCCCCACCUUUCCCCCCUCCGUGUGCUCAGCUUCUCCCCUCCCUGCCUCUCCCUCCUCCCCGCCCUGCCCCUCAUUUUCCGCCCCCCCACGCCCGGUUUCUCCCCUCCCUGCACCUCCCUUUCUUUCUCCGUGCCUCUCCUUUGCUCCCUCCCUGCCCCCGCCUGCCCAUGCCCCUGUCUUUGGUUUCUCCCCUCCCUGCCCCACGUUUCUUCCCUCCCUGAGAUCACCUUGUACCCCCUCUGCCCCUCCCUUGUUCUCCCCGCACCCAUUGCUUCUCCCCUCCCUGCCCUUGAUUUCCCGCACCCCUGCCCUUGUUUCCUACCAUCCAUGCCCCUCGUUUCCCCUCUUUGUACGUUCACCCUCUUCCCUCCCUGCCCCUCCCUUCCUCCCCCCCUGCCCUUUGCUUUCCCCUCCCCCUGCCCGUUGCUGCCCCUCCCCUUGCCCCCUCAACUCCCCUGCCCCCCGUACACCCCACUCCCGUCCAACCGCCCCCACCCUCCCCCGGCUGCCCGUUUCCGCUCUCCACCCCCGCGACCGUGUGCGGCUUCCAACCGCCCAACGGUGUCACACCCCCUGCCCCCUCAUGCCAUCCGCUCCCCCCGCCCCUACCCUCCGCGUGCCCGCUCCCUCGCCGCCUCUUUUGACCCUCCCUGCCCCCCUCGCCGUUACCCACCGCUCGCCAUUCGCUCCUCCCCGCCCGUGCCCUCCCCUCGUUUACCUUCGCCUCCCCCCUCCCCUCCUCUGCUGCACGCCUCUUCCUUCCCCUCGCUAACCCACUCCACUCCCUGCCCCUCCUCAAUCCGCACCCUGCCCCUCGUUUCUCGCCCCCCUACGCUUGGUUUCUCCCCUCCCUGCCCCUCGCCGCCUUUCUCCGCUCCCCACCUCCCCCCUCUCCCUGCCCCCCCACUCUCCUCCACUUGCCCUUGGCUUCCCACCUCCCUGCCCCACCUUUCCCCCCUCCGUGUGCUCAGCUUCUCCCCUCCCUGCCUCUCCCUCCUCCCCGCCCUGCCCCUCAUUUUCCGCCCCCCCACGCCCGGUUUCUCCCCUCCCUGCACCUCCCUUUCUUUCUCCGUGCCUCUCCUUUGCUCCCUCCCUGCCCCCGCCUGCCCAUGCCCCUGUCUUUGGUUUCUCCCCUCCCUGCCCCACGUUUCUUCCCUCCCUGAGAUCACCUUGUACCCCCUCUGCCCCUCCCUUGUUCUCCCCGCACCCAUUGCUUCUCCCCUCCCUGCCCUUGAUUUCCCGCACCCCUGCCCUUGUUUCCUACCAUCCAUGCCCCUCGUUUCCCCUCUUUGUACGUUCACCCUCUUCCCUCCCUGCCCCUCCCUUCCUCCCCCCCUGCCCUUUGCUUUCCCCUCCCCCUGCCCGUUGCUGCCCCUCCCCUUGCCCCCUCAACUCCCCUGCCCCCCGUACACCCCACUCCCGUCCAACCGCCCCCACCCUCCCCCGGCUGCCCGUUUCCGCUCUCCACCCCCGCGACCGUGUGCGGCUUCCAACCGCCCAACGGUGUCACACCCCCUGCCCCCUCAUGCCAUCCGCUCCCCCCGCCCCUACCCUCCGCGUGCCCGCUCCCUCGCCGCCUCUUUUGACCCUCCCUGCCCCCCUCGCCGUUACCCACCGCUCGCCAUUCGCUCCUCCCCGCCCGUGCCCUCCCCUCGUUUACCUUCGCCUCCCCCCUCCCCUCCUCUGCUGCACGCCUCUUCCUUCCCCUCGCUAACCCACUCCACUCCCUGCCCCUCCUCAAUCCGCACCCUGCCCCUCGUUUCUCGCCCCCCUACGCUUGGUUUCUCCCCUCCCUGCCCCUCGCCGCCUUUCUCCGCUCCCCACCUCCCCCCUCUCCCUGCCCCCCCACUCUCCUCCACUUGCCCUUGGCUUCCCACCUCCCUGCCCCACCUUUCCCCCCUCCGUGUGCUCAGCUUCUCCCCUCCCUGCCUCUCCCUCCUCCCCGCCCUGCCCCUCAUUUUCCGCCCCCCCACGCCCGGUUUCUCCCCUCCCUGCACCUCCCUUUCUUUCUCCGUGCCUCUCCUUUGCUCCCUCCCUGCCCCCGCCUGCCCAUGCCCCUGUCUUUGGUUUCUCCCCUCCCUGCCCCACGUUUCUUCCCUCCCUGAGAUCACCUUGUACCCCCUCUGCCCCUCCCUUGUUCUCCCCGCACCCAUUGCUUCUCCCCUCCCUGCCCUUGAUUUCCCGCACCCCUGCCCUUGUUUCCUACCAUCCAUGCCCCUCGUUUCCCCUCUUUGUACGUUCACCCUCUUCCCUCCCUGCCCCUCCCUUCCUCCCCCCCUGCCCUUUGCUUUCCCCUCCCCCUGCCCGUUGCUGCCCCUCCCCUUGCCCCCUCAACUCCCCUGCCCCCCGUACACCCCACUCCCGUCCAACCGCCCCCACCCUCCCCCGGCUGCCCGUUUCCGCUCUCCACCCCCGCGACCGUGUGCGGCUUCCAACCGCCCAACGGUGUCACACCCCCUGCCCCCUCAUGCCAUCCGCUCCCCCCGCCCCUACCCUCCGCGUGCCCGCUCCCUCGCCGCCUCUUUUGACCCUCCCUGCCCCCCUCGCCGUUACCCACCGCUCGCCAUUCGCUCCUCCCCGCCCGUGCCCUCCCCUCGUUUACCUUCGCCUCCCCCCUCCCCUCCUCUGCUGCACGCCUCUUCCUUCCCCUCGCUAACCCACUCCACUCCCUGCCCCUCCUCAAUCCGCACCCUGCCCCUCGUUUCUCGCCCCCCUACGCUUGGUUUCUCCCCUCCCUGCCCCUCGCCGCCUUUCUCCGCUCCCCACCUCCCCCCUCUCCCUGCCCCCCCACUCUCCUCCACUUGCCCUUGGCUUCCCACCUCCCUGCCCCACCUUUCCCCCCUCCGUGUGCUCAGCUUCUCCCCUCCCUGCCUCUCCCUCCUCCCCGCCCUGCCCCUCAUUUUCCGCCCCCCCACGCCCGGUUUCUCCCCUCCCUGCACCUCCCUUUCUUUCUCCGUGCCUCUCCUUUGCUCCCUCCCUGCCCCCGCCUGCCCAUGCCCCUGUCUUUGGUUUCUCCCCUCCCUGCCCCACGUUUCUUCCCUCCCUGAGAUCACCUUGUACCCCCUCUGCCCCUCCCUUGUUCUCCCCGCACCCAUUGCUUCUCCCCUCCCUGCCCUUGAUUUCCCGCACCCCUGCCCUUGUUUCCUACCAUCCAUGCCCCUCGUUUCCCCUCUUUGUACGUUCACCCUCUUCCCUCCCUGCCCCUCCCUUCCUCCCCCCCUGCCCUUUGCUUUCCCCUCCCCCUGCCCGUUGCUGCCCCUCCCCUUGCCCCCUCAACUCCCCUGCCCCCCGUACACCCCACUCCCGUCCAACCGCCCCCACCCUCCCCCGGCUGCCCGUUUCCGCUCUCCACCCCCGCGACCGUGUGCGGCUUCCAACCGCCCAACGGUGUCACACCCCCUGCCCCCUCAUGCCAUCCGCUCCCCCCGCCCCUACCCUCCGCGUGCCCGCUCCCUCGCCGCCUCUUUUGACCCUCCCUGCCCCCCUCGCCGUUACCCACCGCUCGCCAUUCGCUCCUCCCCGCCCGUGCCCUCCCCUCGUUUACCUUCGCCUCCCCCCUCCCCUCCUCUGCUGCACGCCUCUUCCUUCCCCUCGCUAACCCACUCCACUCCCUGCCCCUCCUCAAUCCGCACCCUGCCCCUCGUUUCUCGCCCCCCUAUGCUUGGUUUCUCCCCCCCUGCCCUUUGCUUUCCCCUCGUUACGCUCCCUUCUCCCCAUCCCUGCUGCCCUCUUACCACCAUCAGCCCCCCCUGCCCGUUGCUGCCCCUCCCCUUGCCCCCUCAACUCCCCUGCCCCCCGUACACCCCACUCCCGUCCAACCGCCCCCACCCUCCCCCGGCUGCCCGUUUCCGCUCUCCACCCCCGCGACCGUGUGCGGCUUCCAACCGCCCAACGGUGUCACACCCCCUGCCCCCUCAUGCCAUCCGCUCCCCCCGCCCCUACCCUCCGCGUGCCCGCUCCCUCGCCGCCUCUUUUGACCCUCCCUGCCCCCCUCGCCGUUACCCACCGCUCGCCAUUCGCUCCUCCCCGCCCGUGCCCUCCCCUCGUUUACCUUCGCCUCCCCCCUCCCCUCCUCUGCUGCACGCCUCUUCCUUCCCCUCGCUAACCCACUCCACUCCCUGCCCCUCCUCAAUCCGCACCCUGCCCCUCGUUUCUCGCCCCCCUACGCUUGGUUUCUCCCCUCCCUGCCCCUCGCCGCCUUUCUCCGCUCCCCACCUCCCCCCUCUCCCUGCCCCCCCACUCUCCUCCACUUGCCCUUGGCUUCCCACCUCCCUGCCCCACCUUUCCCCCCUCCGUGUGCUCAGCUUCUCCCCUCCCUGCCUCUCCCUCCUCCCCGCCCUGCCCCUCAUUUUCCGCCCCCCCACGCCCGGUUUCUCCCCUCCCUGCACCUCCCUUUCUUUCUCCGUGCCUCUCCUUUGCUCCCUCCCUGCCCCCGCCUGCCCAUGCCCCUGUCUUUGGUUUCUCCCCUCCCUGCCCCACGUUUCUUCCCUCCCUGAGAUCACCUUGUACCCCCUCUGCCCCUCCCUUGUUCUCCCCGCACCCAUUGCUUCUCCCCUCCCUGCCCUUGAUUUCCCGCACCCCUGCCCUUGUUUCCUACCAUCCAUGCCCCUCGUUUCCCCUCUUUGUACGUUCACCCUCUUCCCUCCCUGCCCCUCCCUUCCUCCCCCCCUGCCCUUUGCUUUCCCCUCCCCCUGCCCGUUGCUGCCCCUCCCCUUGCCCCCUCAACUCCCCUGCCCCCCGUACACCCCACUCCCGUCCAACCGCCCCCACCCUCCCCCGGCUGCCCGUUUCCGCUCUCCACCCCCGCGACCGUGUGCGGCUUCCAACCGCCCAACGGUGUCACACCCCCUGCCCCCUCAUGCCAUCCGCUCCCCCCGCCCCUACCCUCCGCGUGCCCGCUCCCUCGCCGCCUCUUUUGACCCUCCCUGCCCCCCUCGCCGUUACCCACCGCUCGCCAUUCGCUCCUCCCCGCCCGUGCCCUCCCCUCGUUUACCUUCGCCUCCCCCCUCCCCUCCUCUGCUGCACGCCUCUUCCUUCCCCUCGCUAACCCACUCCACUCCCUGCCCCUCCUCAAUCCGCACCCUGCCCCUCGUUUCUCGCCCCCCUACGCUUGGUUUCUCCCCUCCCUGCCCCUCGCCGCCUUUCUCCGCUCCCCACCUCCCCCCUCUCCCUGCCCCCCCACUCUCCUCCACUUGCCCUUGGCUUCCCACCUCCCUGCCCCACCUUUCCCCCCUCCGUGUGCUCAGCUUCUCCCCUCCCUGCCUCUCCCUCCUCCCCGCCCUGCCCCUCAUUUUCCGCCCCCCCACGCCCGGUUUCUCCCCUCCCUGCACCUCCCUUUCUUUCUCCGUGCCUCUCCUUUGCUCCCUCCCUGCCCCCGCCUGCCCAUGCCCCUGUCUUUGGUUUCUCCCCUCCCUGCCCCACGUUUCUUCCCUCCCUGAGAUCACCUUGUACCCCCUCUGCCCCUCCCUUGUUCUCCCCGCACCCAUUGCUUCUCCCCUCCCUGCCCUUGAUUUCCCGCACCCCUGCCCUUGUUUCCUACCAUCCAUGCCCCUCGUUUCCCCUCUUUGUACGUUCACCCUCUUCCCUCCCUGCCCCUCCCUUCCUCCCCCCCUGCCCUUUGCUUUCCCCUCGUUACGCUCCCUUCUCCCCAUCCCUGCUGCCCUCUUACCACCAUCAGCCCGUCCCCACCACCAGCCCCCCUCCCACCCUUCUCCCCCCCCCCCCUCUCCCUCUCUCUCUCUCUCUCUCUCUCUUUCUCUCGCACACACACACACACACACACUCCCCUCCCCCACCCCCCACCCACAUCCUCCCGUUCUGCCCCUCCCUGCCCCUGUUCCACCCCCUCGCACGCCCCUCACCUCUCACCUCCGUUCAACUGGAUUCCCCCCCUCUGGUGCAUCCCUUGCAUCGCUCGCCCCUCUGCUCACCCUCUGCCCGCCCCUUUUCCUUGCCCUCAGCUGGCCCAGCCCCUGCCCGUUGCUGCCCCUCCCCUUGCCCCCUCAACUCCCCUGCCCCCCGUACACCCCACUCCCGUCCAACCGCCCCCACCCUCCCCCGGCUGCCCGUUUCCGCUCUCCACCCCCGCGACCGUGUGCGGCUUCCAACCGCCCAACGGUGUCACACCCCCUGCCCCCUCAUGCCAUCCGCUCCCCCCGCCCCUACCCUCCGCGUGCCCGCUCCCUCGCCGCCUCUUUUGACCCUCCCUGCCCCCCUCGCCGUUACCCACCGCUCGCCAUUCGCUCCUCCCCGCCCGUGCCCUCCCCUCGUUUACCUUCGCCUCCCCCCUCCCCUCCUCUGCUGCACGCCUCUUCCUUCCCCUCGCUAACCCACUCCACUCCCUGCCCCUCCUCAAUCCGCACCCUGCCCCUCGUUUCUCGCCCCCCUAUGCUUGGUUUCUCCCCCCCUGCCCUUUGCUUUCCCCUCGUUACGCUCCCUUCUCCCCAUCCCUGCUGCCCUCUUACCACCAUCAGCCCCCCCUGCCCGUUGCUGCCCCUCCCCUUGCCCCCUCAACUCCCCUGCCCCCCGUACACCCCACUCCCGUCCAACCGCCCCCACCCUCCCCCGGCUGCCCGUUUCCGCUCUCCACCCCCGCGACCGUGUGCGGCUUCCAACCGCCCAACGGUGUCACACCCCCUGCCCCCUCAUGCCAUCCGCUCCCCCCGCCCCUACCCUCCGCGUGCCCGCUCCCUCGCCGCCUCUUUUGACCCUCCCUGCCCCCCUCGCCGUUACCCACCGCUCGCCAUUCGCUCCUCCCCGCCCGUGCCCUCCCCUCGUUUACCUUCGCCUCCCCCCUCCCCUCCUCUGCUGCACGCCUCUUCCUUCCCCUCGCUAACCCACUCCACUCCCUGCCCCUCCUCAAUCCGCACCCUGCCCCUCGUUUCUCGCCCCCCUAUGCUUGGUUUCUCCCCCCCUGCCCUUUGCUUUCCCCUCGUUACGCUCCCUUCUCCCCAUCCCUGCUGCCCUCUUACCACCAUCAGCCC